AUGCCUCCCCUGGACCUCACCUUCGGCAUCGAGCUGGAAUUCUUCGCUGUACACGAUGGCUCGCGAAACGCCGGAAUCACCAUCUUCGAGCGCUUGGACGCCGCCGGCAUCCCGGUAACAGGCCAUGAGAGCGACGGUGCUUUACAAGAGUAUCGUCUCAAAUUCGAACCCUACCAGCGCUGGAACGUCCACAUCGACUUUCAGGAAUUGACUGACACCGAGCGCUCACUCCUGCCCGACGGAUGGAUCGUCGAGCCCAUCGAGAUUAGCUCCCGCAAGUUUCCGUUUUCCUCUCCCGACUGGAAGUCGGAGGUUGCUAACGUGCUGCAGAUCCUGCGUGAGAUCGAGCACGAGAAGUGUCGCAUCAUCACGAAUGAAAACUUUAUGCCACUCCGAACCUGCAAGAACGUCUUCCAGCUCUUGACCGCAUUCGAACGGCACAUUGACGCCUACCACUUGCCGGAACGCUUCAUGCCUCCGGCACUUUUUAACCCACCGGAUGUAGUUCACGCUCAGCGGUACCACCUGCCUCCUUCGGUCUUCCACAGGACGAGCUGCGAUUCUCAAACCGAUACCCACAGAAUCGACGACCGCCUUCUCAUCCUUCGCCUCGGCGACAUCGAGAACACAAGGAUCAUCGAACAAGUGAUGAAAAUCUUCAUCCUCGGCAUCCCAAACGAGCACGGCCGCGUGACAUGCGGCCAUAACAGCAGCAUCAACUUCGACAACUGCUCAAAGCAGAACCCGAUCAUGUUCGGGGAGGAAAAGUACAUACCCACCGGCACGAUCGAAUUCCGCGGUCACGCCGGCACACUCGACCUCCUCACCAUCUUGAAGUGGAUCGCAUUCACGACCCACAUCGUGCAGUACUGCCACAACACCCCCGACGCGGAGUUCAUGUACUUCCUCACCGGCGGCUGGGACAGCGGCUUCACCCUGUGCAAUUUACUGAGCGCCCUUAACCUCCCACCAGAAGUCUUCUUCGACCACGCAAACGCCCACGCACUCAUCGGCGUGCUUCCACCGAUCCAAACCGCCGCUCCCGUCCCAGCACCCGAGAUCGCCCCGCUCAUCCAGCAGAACAGCGCCGACUACGCCCGGCGCUCCAACCCCCUCGCCAACGCAUCCGCUAUCGCACGCAAGCGAGCGGACAAAUGGUACGGCAUCCACCCGACCCUCGAUGUGCAGCCUCCGUCGCGAGAGGAGGUGAGGGAGAUGCUCGACAAGCAUUUAAAGGAACACAACGAACCGUCCGUCGCCAGCGGGAGGGUUUCGGAGGAGGCGAUGUUGUGGGCUAGGUGGCUCACUCUGACGAACAUGUAUGAUCGGUAUGAGAAGGAAAUUACUCGGUUGAAGAAGCUGGGGAAGAAGGGGCGGGAGGAGGAAGCGAAGAGGCGGGAGGAGGAGAGGAAGGAGCAAAGGGAGAGGGAGGAGAAAGAGGAAGAGGAUAUGCAGGAGUUGAUGAGAAGGCUCACGCGCUUGCGUCCGGCGCAGACGAGGGGUGAAAGGCGGGAGCAGAUGGCUAGUGAGAGGUUGCUGGCAGUGAUUGAAGAGGAGGAGGAGUUGACGGAGGAGGAUCUGUAUUGGGGUGGGCGGUGA
This is a messenger RNA of Saxophila tyrrhenica, 1599 nucleotides long. RefSeq lists its product as uncharacterized. The record is from RefSeq and is a predicted model, not a curated record. Lineage: Eukaryota; Fungi; Ascomycota; Dothideomycetes; Mycosphaerellales; Extremaceae. The coding region runs from base 1 to 1599 and encodes 532 amino acids. The transcript has 2 exons.